UCGGCACGUUCAUACGAAUUGUUUCCAUUCUGAAUGUGGCAUUUUGUAUACCCGGCGUGCAGAAGGAUUAUCAUAGCACAGACAGAAUACUGCGCUCAUUGACUGGAAAUCUUCAUUUUAUUAACUUAAUUUAUUAGCCCAAAAUUAUAUUAAGCCUAUUGUAACAUUGAGAUAUAAUAACUGCAUAUCUGUUAUUGCAGCCCCAGUAAUAAACGGUCCGGUCUUCUGUCUAUGAUCUCAUCCCCGCCUAGAUGAUAGGAGGAGAGAGAGGAGGGACGUAAACAUAUUACACAGAGCACUCUUCAGUAAAUCUACGGUUCUCUUGUGUCUGUCUUCGCGAGUGAUCAUCUGAAAUGGCAACCAGUGUAAAGAGGCCGUCCCUGGGUCCGGUCCCUCCCCCCAGGAAGAAGUCCAACCCCAAGUCAGAGCUCACUGAGGAGCUGAAACAGGAGAUCAGAGAGGCCUUUGAACUGUUCGACACCGACGCCUCCGGAUACAUCGAUGUCAAGGAGUUAAAGGUUGCUAUGAGGGCGCUGGGGUUUGAGCCGAAGAAAGAGGAGAUUAAGAGGAUGAUAACAGAGGUGGAUAAGGACGAAACAGGAAAGAUCUCCUUCUCUGAUUUCCUCACCGUCAUGACUCAGAAGAUGGCUGAGAAGGAUUCUAAGGAGGAGAUCCUGAAAGCAUUCCGUCUGUUUGAUGAUGAUGAGACGGGGAAGAUCUCCUUUAGGAACCUGAAGAGGGUCGCUAAGGAACUGGGAGAGAACCUGACUGAUGAGGAACUGCAGGUGAGGUAUACAUCUGGACAGCACUGUAUACACGGACAGCACCUUUUCCCCAAACCUGGAGAGUACUGUACACACAGCGUGAACAUACAGGAUGAUUUAGGAGAUGAUCGAGGAGGCAGACAGGGAUGGAGACGGAGAGGUGAACCAGGGAGAGUUCCUCCGCAUCAUGAAGAAGACUAGCCUGUACUGAGACUAGACCAGGGUGUUGUGGGGUGGAGGGUGAUGUUUGGGACAUAUAGGGGCAGAGGAGACUAUGGUUUGGUUUUUACAUGUUAUGUACUAGUCAACUCAUUACUCAGUUAUCCAGGCCUGUCCUAGUUUAAUUAGACAACUUCCUUUUCUUGUCUCCUUGCUGUCACGACCUUUCAUCAGUUAGAUAUUCUUUAUAGCUCUUCUCUUUCUUUUAGUUAGAAUGCUGGUAGAGUCCCAAAACAGUGCUUUCAUCUAUCUAAGCCCUGUUUCACACUUCAUAUGUGUCAUUGUGAAGGUUAAUGGGACAAGGGAAGGAAGCUCUUUAGGACGCCUAGGGUCUAUCCCUAGACAUUCCCUCCAACACUCACCUCCUCUAUCCCUAGACAUUCCCUCCAACACUCACCUCCUCUAUCCCUAGACAUUCCCUCCAACACUCACCUCCUCUAUCCCUAGACAUUCCCUCCAACACUCACCUCCUCUAUCCCUAGACAUU
This is a messenger RNA of Oncorhynchus gorbuscha (pink salmon), 1470 nucleotides long. RefSeq names its product caltractin-like. The transcript has 5 exons. Gene Ontology annotation, biological process: nucleotide-excision repair; centriole replication; mitotic cell cycle. Gene Ontology annotation, molecular function: calcium ion binding. The coding region runs from base 354 to 965 and encodes 203 amino acids. The record is from RefSeq and is a predicted model, not a curated record. Gene Ontology annotation, cellular component: centrosome; centriole; cytoplasm. NCBI's taxonomy places the organism in Eukaryota, Metazoa, Chordata, Actinopteri, Salmoniformes, Salmonidae.